Spirodela intermedia is the source of this 114-nucleotide messenger RNA. The record is from the annotation of a GenBank genome assembly. Lineage: Eukaryota; Viridiplantae; Streptophyta; Magnoliopsida; Alismatales; Araceae.
AUGCAAGUGUUAUUGUAUAUAAUAAUCACUGCCUUAUUUAUUUUAAUGCCUAAUUUUUUUCAAAAUAAUUAUAUAAAAUAUAUUUCAAUUAAUCAUAAAAUUUUAGCACAAUAA